AUGAAGGGAUCAAGCAGCAUGAGCGUCAAGAACAUCACUCAGCAUGCAAGUGGUAAGAAGCACGCAGCCUGUUUGAAGGCCAUUCUGGACGGACCAACUGAGGUGCCCGCAGAGGCUGUGGAGACAUCAUUGGCCGAAGAUGGCGGUGUUGUUUCUACUAUUGCUGCGGACGUUCCCCGGAUGGACCGUUGGAUUGCUGCCCUGGACCUGCUUUGCUCACGUGUUGGCUACCAGCAGCAGCGCGGCAGAGUGCAAUCUUCGGAAGUUGGCACUAAGCUCACUCCUGGCGGCGCAGCAGACGGCAGCAAAACUGUCACUCGCAAGAUGAUCCUUUGCAUGGCGGAGGUCCUCAGCGAAGUUGACAGAGCUCGAAUCGAGCAGUGCAACGCUGUUGGCAUAGCCGUGGACAAAGGCGGUGAUCAUCUGGUUGCCUAUGCGCGCGUCCUUGGAAAGACUGGCGUUUAUGAGAUGCUACUUGGAGUUGUGAAACAAGACUUGUUGAAGGACAACAGCAGGGGUACCCUGGAGGCAUUGGAAUUGCUAUUCAAACAAAUCUGCACCAAACCCGCCCGUUGCAAGCGAAAUGAGAACAACAUGUUCGGCAGUGACGAGGACAGGUUGGACAAUGUGCUUUUCAAGCGGUUGUGUGAAAGUGUUUUCACUGCCAUUGCUGAUGGAGGUCCCAAUGAGCAGAGGUGCCUGUAUGAAGCCUCUCCUUCUGGAUCUGAUUUGCGGCAACAGCCGGACUAUGAGCCUUUACUACCAAAUCUUCGUUUAAUUGUUCGGGACGCGGCCCAUAGAUACAGGUCGAUCGACAAGCUGGUCGUCUCGAAGCUGCCUAGCCUGUUCAAAGAGACGCUGGAAAGUUUGGUCAAUGGAGAAAGAAGCAUCUCACGAUUACUAGAAAAGUCGCCGAAGUUUUCUCAGUUGUUCCUGGAGUGUCAAAAAGACAUGGCUGAGACGGAAGAUGGACCAUCAUUCAGCAGGUUCUUGAAAAGCUUUUCUUUUGCUGAUCACCGCUUCGACAGCCGCAAACGACCGCUGCUGCGGCUAUUUAAUCUUCUGCCUGUGGUGAUACAGUGCCUUCAGAGGGUCACUGAGGCUGGCAGCUCAUUCCAGGACUCUGACGUCAAGUGGUGCCGAGAUUUGUUGGAGCAAUGGGGAGGCGACAAAGGUUACAUUCGCCUUGUGGGCUCAGCGCUCAUUGCUGACGCUCUGGUGAUGAGCUGGCCCUUUCUACGAUUGACGGACAAAAGCGAAGCGGAUUACGCGCUUACUGGGACCCAGGCGGCGGAAUGCUUGUCUUUGCUACGGUCGAUGCUUCUAGACGGAGCUAUUUGGCUGCCUGCAGCCCGUGGUACACUUGUACAUAGCACGUUGCGUGCCAUACAGGAUCGGGUACUUUUCACAGAUCAGGGCACUGAUCGAAGCGCCGUGGUGAUAUUACGAUGGCCGGCUCCGGAAACAGAAGCACGCCUUGAGCCACAGCGGCUGGCGCAGAAGUUCUACGGCGUUUGGGAGGCUUUCUUCAAGUCUCAUUUUCCUGGGUUCGAGGAGUCCAACGGCUUUACAUGCUUUAAUCUGACAGCCGACCUCGCCCUACAUGAGCGUGAGACUUUCCUGAGAAGCGUGUGCAAGACAUUUCAGCUGAAUGGUCAGAAGGCAUGGAGGUCAUUUGUGGGUGGGGGUGCGGGGCAUGGUCUCCUGCAACGCGCGCAGUAUUGGUCAUCGCCAGCGGGUGUGGCGGCUGCGUCUGUUGCUGACAAGGAUCCCGAAAACGAG
Messenger RNA from Symbiodinium pilosum, 1782 nucleotides. NCBI's taxonomy places the organism in Eukaryota, Dinophyceae, Suessiales, Symbiodiniaceae. The record is from the annotation of a GenBank genome assembly.